Molecule: messenger RNA, 1113 nt
Organism: Penicillium paradoxum
Lineage: Eukaryota; Fungi; Ascomycota; Eurotiomycetes; Eurotiales; Aspergillaceae
Product: glycoside hydrolase family 28 protein
Exons: 4
Coding region: 1-1113 (370 amino acids)
Biological process (GO): pectin catabolic process
Cellular component (GO): extracellular region
Molecular function (GO): polygalacturonase activity
Source: RefSeq, a predicted model, not a curated record
AUGAACAGGGUGCGUUCAUCUUUCAUUGCCAUACUGGCCCUUGCCGCUGCGGUGUCCGCUGCCCCAGCUCCUUCUCGUGCCUCAGAGCUAGUUGGGCGUGCCUCGACAUGUACUUUCACCUCAGCCGCCAGCGCCAAAGCCAGCAAGAAAUCCUGCUCCACCAUUGUGUUGGACAACAUCGAGGUUCCCGCCGGCGAGACCCUCGAUCUUUCCGGUCUGAAGGAUGGCACCAAGGUCAUCUUCAAGGGCGAGACUACCUUCGGAUAUGAAGAGUGGAAGGGUCCUCUCAUCCGCUUCUCUGGUUCAAAUAUUGAAGUCACUGGCGAAAAAGGCCAUGUCAUCAAUGGCGGUGGAGCCAGCUGGUGGGACACCAAGGGUACUAAUGGCGGAAAGACCAAGCCCAAAUUCUUCUACGCCCAUUCUCUGGACGACUCGACCAUCACUGGCCUGAACGUGAAGAACACCCCCGUUCAGGCCUUCAGCGUGCAGGCCGACAACCUCGUUCUCGAUAGCAUCACUAUCGACAACUCAGACGGAGAUGACAACGGCGGCCACAACACCGACGCCUUCGAUGUUGGCGAAAGUACCUACAUCACCAUCAGCAACGCCAACGUGAAGAACCAGGACGACUGUCUAGCCGUCAACUCAGGCGAGAACAUCGUCUUCACCGGCGGCUACUGUUCCGGCGGCCACGGCCUCUCCAUCGGCUCCGUCGGUGGUCGCGAUAACAAUGUCGUGAGAAACGUGACCAUCACCGACUCGACCGUGACCAACUCCGCCAACGGCGUUCGUAUCAAGACCAUCUACAAGGCCACUGGUGAAGUAUCAGACGUGACUUUCUCCAACAUCGAGCUUUCCAAUAUUUCCUCCUACGGUAUCGUUAUUGAGCAGGACUAUGAGAAUGGCAGCCCCACUGGUACCCCGACCACUGGUGUGCCUAUCACCGGUCUGACGGUCGAGAAGGUCACUGGUACUGUUAAGAGCGGUCCUACUGACGUGUACAUUCUCUGUGGUGACGGUAGCUGCUCUGACUGGACUUGGACUGGGAACGAUGUUACUGGUGGUAAGACUAGCAGCAAGUGCACGAAUGUGCCUUCUGGGGCUUCUUGCUAG